AACACAUUCAGCAUUUUGUUAUGUUUGGUUCAAACUCCACCCACUCUGCUUCUAUUAGUCCACUGUUCAGCCAAUCAUAAACAGCACUGCAGCUGCAUCAUGAGAAACCUAUGAGCUCAUUUUCAUGUGUGCCUUAAGCAGACUUCACAAAUAUCAGCUCCAACAUCAGCUCAUCUGUCAUCUUUCAUUUUCUCUGUCCUGUGUUAAUCACCAGGUUUUCUGACCUGAAGUCAGAAUAAUGAUUCAUUAAAUAAAAAAAAAAGAAAAGAAAAAAUGCCUAAACCAAUUAGUGAUGAGCAGCAGCUUGACUGCAAGCUGGAUUUUUUUGGCAUUUACUCAACUUAUUACAGCCUGUGUAAUCCUUUCUGGUAUUAGUUGCCUGCAGUCUAUCCAGUUUAAAAAUUCAUACGCGUGUGUAUUUUGAGUCUUGUAAGAAUUCAAAGAGGGACAGGACAAGAUGGACCCCAUUUUUUUGAAAAACAAAAAAAACAUUUUCUAAGUCAGAUUAAUAACCAGUGUUUUAGCAUAAAUAGCUUACCUCCUACAAUGUGUCUUAUCUAUCUCAGUUCAAGAAAAGUUCACAUGGUCGAUAUCCACCAUCUGAUACUUCCCGAGGAUUUAAAGUAUCGACAGUUCACACUUGACAGAGACAUGGAGAAAAUAAUCAUUACCCAUAUCAUGACCAAUCAUGCGUCACUCCUGAUGGGAGGCCUGAUCAAUAAUUAUUGAUCAAAAUACAGCACAAUUAAAGCUGUCAGACUGAUGAUUCGCUGCACAGUAGCUCAGAUCAGAGGUACUAACCAUGCAAAGCAAUAUGCAUAAACCAUAUUUCUUGACAUUGUGCAUUAAAUAGUAAAUUAUUCAACUUUAUUGUAAUUUCUUGGGACAGCUGAUGAGCUUUGUCUGAAAUGUCCUAUUUCUUUGUGUACCAUACACUCUCAGAAAUAAAGGUAGCAAACGCUAGUUAUGAAUGUAACUGAGGUUCUUUGAACGCUGGAUAACUGCCAGGGGCCGCGUUUAACUCCUGGAUGUGCUCUGGUGUGUAUACACACCAUGCCCAAGAACUUCCAACAAGAUUGUUAAGUAGCAGCAAUGGAGUAUUUGCAGCAAAUACUUUGCAGCAAUUCACUUUUUUCUCACAGACCCUACCCGCCUUUAAACAUGUCAGCCUGCAUACCUGUAUAUUUCCUUGUCAUUGGAGUGGCAGCAUCAUAGGGACACCUUUUGUACUUUUAGUACAGUGUGUAUAUUUUACCUGGAAAGUGCAUGUGUACUGUACCUGUAAUUAGCUUUUAUAGUUAAAGGUUUUUAGCAGAUUUUUAAAGGUUUAUUCACAUUUCCAGGUGAACGAUACAUAGACAAAGGUACAAAAGGUACAAAAGGUGUACCCUUCAUGGUAGCACCUCAGGUGUAAGGACGGUACACUUACCUUGUGGCUGUGGUCCUUUUAGCAGAUGAAUCUACUAUAUAGGUGCAUUUUGUAUGUAUACAGUUACAGACUACUGCUAUGCAUGAAGAGGAACCACUGCUGACCCUGUAAUAUUUGGGUGGAGAUGGCCGAACGAACAAGAGCUGCAAGGAUCUGCACAAUGUUCCUGUUCUUUGGAUAAAUGUCUUUGGUUUUCGUGAGGGAUCUACAGACUGAACAGACUGUUGAGUUAUUGUUUUCCCGGAUCCAUUCUGGACAAGGCUGAGAAACACCUGCCUGCACUCGGUGACCUCUUCAUAAUGCCUCCUAACUCAGAUACAGAGGAGGGACAGACAAAACACUUGCAGGUUAUUUUCAGUCUCUUUAGAGAAAAUGAUCAGAAUAUUGAAGUUCGCUCAAACCUAAUUAUGUGUAUUUGUAUGCCUCCACGGUAGAUUUAGGUUUGAUUUAUUCAUUCGGCAGACGCUUUUAUCCGAAAUGUGGCAUAAUAAAACGAAUCUAGCGUUUAGUUUUUCUUUUUGUACUUUUGGAGCUUGUUAUUGUAGCCUAAUAUUUGUAAUGCAUUUCAUAAACACCCCAUAAUUUAGCCUGAUUCUGCAGGUUGCUACUACACGAGUAUCACCAUAGUAACAGCAGAACAGGUCAACAAAUCUGUCAUGGAGGGCGUGUGCGCGCGAAAGCUCCCAGCCGGAGACUUGUUUCAUGCCGCAGUGUCUGGAGAUCCUGAGUGGCUGGGUUUGAGUCUGGAGAGAGUGCAGUCACCAGGUCAGCAGCACAAUAAACAGGGUCUUACAGUGCUCCACGUGGCUGCUCAACAUGGUCAGCUAAAUUGCUUGAAGCUGCUUCUGGAAUCUUGUAUUGUGGAUGUGAACGCAAGCUGUCUGCGUGGCUGGAGACCGUUACACAUGGCGCUGAGCCCAGAGAGCAAGCCAAACUCUUACUGCUGCCUCACAUAUCUGCUGGAACAUGGAGCAGAGCCCAAUGUUUCCACAGAUGAAGGACUGACCCCACUGCACAUGGCCGCAGCUGAAGGCCUGAGAGAGUGUGUUGAAACGUUGGUUAGGGUUGGAGCAGACACUCACGCACGUGAUAGCCGAGGACACACACCCCUCGAACUCGCUUGCCUGUGGGGUCACAGGGUUGUUGCCAGGAUUCUUAAAAACGCGAUGUGGCAUAGAGAUAAGAAGAGAGACAUGCAGAAACGCCAAGAACUGCAGAAUCUCAAACAGAACAUGAUCAGGAUGCACAGGAAAGCAGAGGGAAUGCAGAAGUUAGCCAGAGAGGCCAUUAACAAGCAGAAGGUAUCCGAGUGGGCUGAAAGCAAGGGUCUUCCCUGUCUCAGGUCUCCGACAACGGGCUUGUGGACAUUAAAGCAUCACUGCUGCCAUUCUGCCAAGCCUGUCACAAAACACCAUGCAGCUGAAUCAAGAGAAAUGUGGAACAUCUCACCCAACCCAUCAAGACCUCCUCCAGCAAACAUCAGCAGAUCUAGCACAGUGAGAAUCGGUGUCCAUCCAGAGGAAGCAGUAGACGAGCCUGAUCUGCACCAGAGUGUGACUCUGCAUAGUUCUGGAAAUGGGCACGUCCAUUGCACUGCGUCAUGGGAUGAUAUUCCACAGCCGAUGCCUGACCUGCCACUGGAUGUCAUUCAGAAAGGUUUGUUUCCAUCUGAAUUCCCCUCGCGAAUUUCUGGUCCACUUCAGCUCCAGUGCAGCAGCGUGCUGGAUUUGCCUCAUCGAGGAGGUAUUCAUGGAACUGAAGCUUCUCCCUGGACCGAAGUGGCAAUGCAUCUGGCUGAGGAGCUCCAGCCUGGCCGUUACUGAAUGCUAGAAUCACUGGAUUGACUGAACAGGGCUGGAGUGGUCAAUCCAGAUACAGGCAAAACUAUACAACAUGACAACAUGCUACCUACUCAGUCCUUUUAAGAUAUUCUGUGAAAAUACAUGACAUGGACAAAAAAUAAAAAAUAAAAGCUUAUUGUCAAGAAAAAAUAUAUUUGUUG
Molecule: messenger RNA, 3431 nt
Organism: Pangasianodon hypophthalmus (striped catfish)
Lineage: Eukaryota; Metazoa; Chordata; Actinopteri; Siluriformes; Pangasiidae
Gene: ankrd53
Product: ankyrin repeat domain 53
Exons: 6
Coding region: 2086-3252 (388 amino acids)
Biological process (GO): regulation of mitotic spindle organization; mitotic metaphase chromosome alignment; regulation of mitotic cytokinesis
Cellular component (GO): spindle pole
Molecular function (GO): protein binding
Source: RefSeq, a predicted model, not a curated record